Stegastes partitus (bicolor damselfish) is the source of this 1180-nucleotide messenger RNA. It is a transcript of the gene dtwd1, whose product is annotated as DTW domain containing 1. The record is from RefSeq and is a predicted model, not a curated record. Gene Ontology annotation, cellular component: nucleus. Gene Ontology annotation, biological process: tRNA modification. Gene Ontology annotation, molecular function: tRNA-uridine aminocarboxypropyltransferase activity. Bases 94 to 1008 code for a protein of 304 amino acids. The transcript is spliced from 5 exons. Lineage: Eukaryota; Metazoa; Chordata; Actinopteri; Pomacentridae.
GUAGAAGAAGAAGCCGGUGCGCAUCAUUUAGCAAACACUGCUUUGAAUGUCCGGCCAACAUAUUCCAAGUCUGUCAACAUUUAAAGAGCAAGAAUGAGUAGCCUGGAUCAAGACCAGCGUCUCCAUCCUGGUUGCCGUGACAAAACAACAGUCUCCAGUGAUUCAUCGGACACUCGUGAGCUCGCCAAGCAGCCUCUUCAAGGUCUAAAAUUGGCGUCACAUGCAGUGCUGGAGGAAGCGCAGCACAGGGGCAGGUUGAAGUGCUCUAAAUGUGGAGGAUCAAGGAUGUUCUUCUGCUACACAUGCUGCGAAUUAGUGGGUGUCAGCCUGCAAGAAAUCCCCUUAAUAAAGCUUCCCGUGAAGAUAGACAUCAUCAAGCAUCCCAACGAGACAGAUGGCAAGAGCACUGCCAUCCACGCCAAGAUCCUUGCACCCGGUGAUGUCACCAUUUAUACGUAUCCCUGUAUACCUGAGUUUGAAAAGGACAAGGUGGUGUUGGUGUUCCCUGGUCCAGGAGCUGUUUCAGUUCAACACAUGAUGCAGUGUUUACAUGAAAGGAGUAACGGCAGGUCACACGACUCCUUCGAUGAACCCUGCAUAAAACGGCGGAAAAGCGAGGAAGUUCAAGGUCCUGCGCGCACUGCCGAGAACUCGGAUUCAGGAAACCCAGAUCAAGCAAAGAGCUCAGAGUCAAGAGUGUAUCCCCUACAGAGGGUGGUCUUCAUUGACAGCACAUGGAACCAGACCAACAAGAUCAGCACAGAUGAGAGACUGCAGGAUUUGCUCCAGGUAGAGCUGAAGAUGAGAAAAACAUGUUUCUGGCGCCGUCAGAAGGGUAAACCCGACACCUACCUAGCUACUAUUGAGGCUGUUUAUUAUUUCCUCAAGGACUUCCACGAGCAUUGCCUCGCUCAGGAGUACAGCGGAGAAUACGACAACCUUCUCUUCUUCUACUCCUACCUGCACUCAGUUAUCAACAAAGCAAAGAUCUCUGCUGGAAAAUGCUGAGAGGAAAAACUGAAACUAGCUGUAAGAGACUGAACUGCAGCUGAAGAUGAGAUUCAGUUGCAAGCCCAAGUAUGAUAUCCGGUUUUAUUUUGUGUGAGUGUUUAUUCCAUGAGAUACGGUGACAUCAGUUUGUAUAAAAAUAUGCAAUAAAACUAAAAGUUCAGUUAAAAAA